Pyrus x bretschneideri (Chinese white pear) is the source of this 2389-nucleotide messenger RNA. Its product is annotated as galactoside 2-alpha-L-fucosyltransferase-like. Gene Ontology annotation, cellular component: membrane; Golgi apparatus. Gene Ontology annotation, molecular function: galactoside 2-alpha-L-fucosyltransferase activity. Lineage: Eukaryota; Viridiplantae; Streptophyta; Magnoliopsida; Rosales; Rosaceae. The transcript is spliced from 2 exons. Gene Ontology annotation, biological process: xyloglucan biosynthetic process; cell wall biogenesis. Bases 553 to 2310 code for a protein of 585 amino acids. The record is from RefSeq and is a predicted model, not a curated record.
UGAUAGAAAAUGUGGGGGUGGAAAGUUUUUUUUUUUGUUUUUUUAAUUAGAGAUAUGUUAGAAUUACAUUUAUGUGAGACUUUGAAAAAAAAACAGCAAAAUUUGGUUGUGUGAAAUUACAUUUCUACCCCAUAUUUCCUAUUCAUGUACCAAUUUAAUUAAAGAAUUAAAUUGAUAAUUUCAUAGGAUUUUGGUUGAUAACUAGUGUUUUAUUAAUUAUAUUAAAUAAAUAAUAAUAAUAAAUUUCACCAAAACAACCCCCGUAUCCGGCUGCCACGUUUGGACUGUUGAAGACGAAACGAAAACGAAACCCGCUCAUUUCUACGACCUUAACCACCAACCCGAAACAAUUACAGAGACUCUUCCCACUUCCCAGAAUCCCAGUCCACCUCCCUCUCUCUCUCUCUCUCUCCCUCUCUCUCUCUCUCUCUCUCUCUCUCUCUCUGUGCGUAUCUGCACUCAUUUAAUGAAAAAUAAACCUUGAGAGAUAACCAUGGCAUGCUCGCACGACCCUGGCAUGCUCGAAUCCAAUCGGGAUAUCAUAAUUUAUGAAUGGAUCUGAGAGAAUCCAACAGCAGGAGGCGACUUUCACCGCAACCGAACCCCGCAGGUCGUAACAAACUUGUCUCCGCCGCUUGGUUCGCCCCGUCGAAAUCCAGGCUGAUUAGUCCGAUGAAUUUGACCAAGAUAUUGGCUGCUCUUUUGGUCUCUCUCCCAGUUCUCGUCACCCUCUCUCUCGUUCUUCGAAACCCGUCUCCCGAUCGCAUCAAAGGCUUUGCUGACGCCAGAAUUAUCGAAAGACUCGUAACAAAUGACACAUCAUCGUCGUCCAGCUCAGAUGGUUUCUCAGAUCAUACCCACAUGCCCAAAGACAAGCUACAAGAUGGACUAAUUGCUCCCGGAUUUGAUGAAGCCUCUUGCUUGAGCAGAUAUCAAUCCAAUUUAUACAGAAAAAUUUCACCCCAAAAACCAUCUUCUCAUCUUCUCUCCAGACUGAGAAGCUAUGAAGAUCUUCACAAGAAGUGUGGACCCCACACCAAAUCCUACAACAAAACCCUAGAACAGCUAAAGUCCAGUAGCCCUAGCACUGGCGUUGACAGUUCAGAAGAGUGCAAGUAUGUGGUUUGGAUAUCGUACAGUGGCUUGGGGAACAAGAUACUGACCAUAUCUUCUGCUUUCCUCUAUGCCCUGCUCACAAACAGAGUCCUUCUUGUCGACCCCGGAAAGGACAUGGCCGACCUCUUCUGCGAGCCCUUCCCUGAAAACUCAUGGCUGUUGCCUGAUGACUUCCCUGUUAAAGACCGAUUUGAUGCAUUUGAUCAGAAAUCUCCUCAUUGCUACGGGAAUAUUUUGAAAUCGGAGAAUAACAAGAUCGCAACCACUUCGCCAUCAUUUUUGUAUCUUCAUCUGGCCCAUGAUUAUGAUGAACAAGAUAAGCUCUUUUUCUGCGAUGAUGAACAAAGUCUGAUCGAGAAAGUUCCUUGGCUGAUUAUGAGAACAGAUAACUACUUCGUUCCAUCGCUUUUCUUGAUGCCCUCUUUUGAGCAAGAACUCGAAAAGCUUUUCCCGGAAAAGGAAACUGUUUUCCACCACUUGGGUAGGUAUCUUUUCCACCCUUCAAAUCAUGUAUGGGGGCUGAUCACAAGGUACUACCAAGCUUACUUGGCAAAGGCAGAUGAGAGGAUUGGGAUUCAAGUUCGAACUUUCGAGGCAGGGCCUAGCCCGCUUAGGCAUGUGAUGAACCAAAUCUAUGCAUGUGCUUUCAGGGAGAAGUUGCUGCCUCGGGUGGAAAGGAAGAAACCAAUCGUCACAUCUUCAGCAGGGAUGCCGAAACUGAAGUCGGUUUUAAUUACUUCUUUGACCUCAGGGUAUUCUGAGGAUGUGAGGAACAUGUACUGGGAACAUCCGACUGUGAAUGGGGACACAAUCGGGGUUUUCCAGCCAAGUCACGAAGGGCAUCAGCAGACGGAUAAGAAUCUGCACGACCAGAAAGCUUGGGCUGAAAUGUACCUGCUGAGUUUGUGUGAUGUGCUGGUCACAAGUGCAUGGUCGACUUUUGGGUACGUGGCUCAAGGUCUUGGAGGUCUUAAACCGUGGAUUCUGUACAAGCCGGAGAAUCGGAAGACGCCGGAUCCACCUUGCGGUCAAGUUAUGUCGAUGGAGCCGUGCUUCCAUGCUCCACCAUUUUAUGACUGCAAGGCGAAGAAAGGAGUAGAUACGGGCGCACUUGUGCCUCAUGUGAGGCAUUGUGAGGAUAUGAGCUGGGGACUCAAGCUAGUUGAUAGUCACGAAUCUCAUGAUCAGUUGUAGUUUUUUUCUUAAAUGUAAUGCGAGGUAGUAAUUUAUUUAUGCACGAUUGUUGAUAUGGUCAAUUUUUUCCCUUCAAGUC